AUGUAUGUUGCCACUACUAAAUUCUCAAUUAAGGUGAAUGGGGAUAGCUUUGGAUAUUUUGAGGGGAAAAGAGGCUUGAGGCAAGGGGAUCCUAUUUCCCCUUUGCUAUUUGUGUUGGUCAUGGAAUACCUCUCAAGGGUCUUGGAAAAAAUGGCUAAAUUGCCAGAUUUUAGAUACCACCCUAUGUGCAAACAGCAGGGGUUGACACACUUAGUAUUUGCAGAUGACUUGAUGAUUUUUUGCAAGGGUCAAACAACAUUUGUCAGAAGAAUUAUGGAAGCAUUGAUGCAUUUCUCUGAAGUAACAGUUGGCUCAUUCCCUAUAAGGUACUUGGGCUUACCAUUAUCACCAAAGAAAUGGAAUAAAUUGGAGUGCAAUCAAUUAUGUCAAAAGAUCACAGAAAAGAUUCGAGCUGUAUCCACCAGGCAUCUAUCCUAUGCAGGAAAAUUGCAUAUCAUAAACUCUAUCCUGUUUUCACUUCAAAAUUUCUGGGGAUCACUGUUCAUAUUGCCACAAAGUGUCCUAAAAGAGGUGGAUAAGAAGUGUAGGGAGUUCCUUUGGGGGAGUACAACCGAGAAAAAGAAAAUCUCUCUGGUUGCUUGGGAAAAGUUGUGUAGACCUAAGCACCAAGGGGGUUUAAACAUUAAGGGGUGUAAAAUCUGGAAUAUGGCAGCUGUUGGGAAACUAAUUUGGCACAUAAUGGAGAAAAAGGAUAUACUUUGGGUUAAAUGGGUGCAAGGUGUGUAUAUGAACAAUACUGAUGACUUCAUGAAUCAUGUUCCUGGUUCUGACUGCAGCUGGAAGUAUUCAGUAACUAAGGGGUAUAUUCAGUUGAUAAGAGAAGCACCAAGACGGGACAUUGCUGAACUGGUGUGGAAUAGAGUUGCAGUACCAAAACACCAAUUCAUUCUAUGGCUUGCAGUGUUAGAUCGACUGCUUACUAGAAUAAGGCUGCAGGAAAUUGGUCUGGGAUGUGAGGAGAAUCAGUGUGCUAUGUGUACUGAUGGGUUAAUGGAGAUAGCAAAUCAUUUAUUCUCAGACUAUGUAUGGACAAGAGGAGUAUGGGAUUCAAUCCAUGGGUGGAUAGGUGUUAUAGUCCAACAUAGAGGAAUUCAGGAAGAUAUGCAGAUCAUCAAGUCUAAGCACUGGAAUCGACUCAGGAAAGAUAUAUUAGCAGCUGUCUAUGGUGCUGUGAUCUACUACACUUGGAUGGCAAGGAAUAACUCGAUUUUUCAAGGGAAGAAUGUGAGUAGCAAUUUUGUAGUUCAACAGAUACAAAGUGUGAUUAAGGAAAGGCUGAAUAUAUUUAGAGAUACAAAGAGAGGUAGGAAAUGUAGUUCUUUUAUACAAGAUCUUUAUAACUAG
This is a messenger RNA of Lycium barbarum (goji berry), 1365 nucleotides long. RefSeq lists its product as uncharacterized. Lineage: Eukaryota; Viridiplantae; Streptophyta; Magnoliopsida; Solanales; Solanaceae. The coding region runs from base 1 to 1365 and encodes 454 amino acids. The transcript is spliced from 3 exons. The record is from RefSeq and is a predicted model, not a curated record.